Tuber aestivum (summer truffle) is the source of this 2262-nucleotide messenger RNA. The record is from the annotation of a GenBank genome assembly. Lineage: Eukaryota; Fungi; Ascomycota; Pezizomycetes; Pezizales; Tuberaceae.
GUAACCUAUCGUACUAUAGACGCGAUACGGUGUGCUGUCGUAUCGGUGCUGUACGAGUAAUUCUUGCGGUACUGGUUAUUGGCCCCCUUCUCCCCCAAUUUGGCUGCGGUACAAGUACUUUGAUACGCGUGCGGGUAUUCGGUGAUACGGGUCCGGUCCGGUACCGCAGAGUGAUAACAUCGCUGCUCGCCACAGAUGGACGGUCAAACACUCAUUCGCACCUCGUUGAGGCUCUUCCGCCCGAACCUGACACCGCGAAUACCGGUAUCGGUGCAGACUCCUCUCUUCGCCGCACCCAUCCAACGACAGCACCUUCGAACCCUUUCCACCGCUGAUUAUUCGGAACCUGAUGUUUCGCCUCGGGAUAAAAGUACGGUAUUAUAGAUGGCCUGUCCUGAUUGGGACAUUUAUGAUCGACACCUUUCAGCUGUUUGGACUAUCGACUGAUGGACUAUUCGUUAUAGUUUUCAUUGCCAUGUCUUCUGGGGUUGAUUCCUCUGUAGCAGCUGCACUCUUGCUACGCUCCGAGCAUCCACGGGAAAACCUGUUACCGUUUUACAUGGCUAAUUGGUCCCCCUCCGCCGGUCCGGACCCUCUCCCACCACCGCCAUCGGCGUUCGGCAGAGCUCAACGAGAUCCUACCUUGGUUCGACCACAAUCCAACCGAGGAUCCCUGAGAUGCACAGAGAGGGAAUACAAUGACGUCAAGGAUGUCUGCAGAGCUCUGGGUUUGUCUGAGCCCAUAUAUAUGAACUUUGAAAAGGAGUACUGGUGCGAAGUAUUCCUUCCUAUGCUCGAUAUGUACCGAUGCGGAAAAACCCCAAAUCCGGACGUUGGGUGUAAUCGUCACAUCAAAUUCGGCGCUGUUAUCAAGAGGUUGAGGGAUGAAUUCCACAGGAGGGGCGGGGAGGUGACGGAAAGGGAGAGCAAGUGGUGGUUGGCAACUGGUGAGUGUGUCUCGCUGGGUCUAGACAAAUGAUUUCUGCGCCUUCCCUUCUCCCCAAUUUCCAUCCGUAUAUUAUUGAGCACUACUGAUUUAUCCCCUCAGGCCACUACGCUCACGUCCUGUAUCAUAUCCCUACUAAAGCCCCCCACUUACUCCGUUCUAUCGAUUUAAACAAGGAUCAAACCUUUUAUUUAUCGACAUUGCGUCAAGAAGUUCUUUCCCGACUUCUAUUUCCUCUAGGUUCUUACAGACUCUCCAAGCCAGCCGUUAAAUCCCUCGCCCGCGAGCUUUUACUACCGGGGUGGCGUCCGGGACAGACCGAACGCCCAGAAAGCAUGGGGCUUUGUUUCGUGGAGCCUGCGGGUGGGAAGGGGCAAACUGGGUUUCGCCGUUUCUUGUCGGAAUUUCUUGAGCCAGAGCCGGGCGAUGUAAUAAUCGGACCGUCGAAGAAAUAUCCCGGGGAGAACGAAUCUAAGGGAACAUGUGCAUCGGAGGGUGCCAUUGUGGGGAGGCAUGCGGGGCUUUGGCAUGCGACUAUAGGAGAAAGGGCCCGGUUUCAAUUACCGCAGGGGAGUCCAGAAUACCGAGGCAAAUGGUACGUUUCUGGGAAGAAUAGACAACUCAAUACUUUGGAGAUCGUGAGAGGCCUGGAUAACGCUAGGUUAUAUGGGAAGGGAAUGGUUGUUGAGAAAUGGAGAUGGCUAGGGGACGAUGCUGCAGAUAUAGUUCAAGAACAGUCAGCUUCCAGUAGGGGAGGUUUGGUAGCUCAAUUCAGACACAGACAAAUCCCCUUAAAGGUUUCUGUCGUGGAACAAUCUGGGGGAUCUGGGCGCCAAUCAUGCUUUGAAGAGUAUGAGCCCCCCGAGCUGAGGAUUAUCUUCGACAGUCCAGCGAUGGCUAUCGCUCCUGGACAAAGCGCAGCGCUGUGGUUCGGGGACAGGUGCCUGGGGGGAGGCGUCAUCAGAGAUGCUAUAGAAUUGGAUUAGUGAAGAUUGUAUCAUCCUCUUGGUUUGCGACCUUAACCCCCGCUCAACCUGUACGCAGAGAUAUCAUAGUUCCUGACAGUGCGGUUCGGCAGCUCACUUCAUACCCCAUGUUCGGGGAUCGGACAGCAAAUCAAAGACCUUCAGCGGGAAACGCCCAUUCCAGAAUUAAGACGACUUUACUUCCACCUCGUAGCAUUGCUUUGAGUCUUCCAAUUCCUACCAGCUAUAAAAUUGCAUCAUCAUCAUUAGACUAGGAGAUGAGGCGCAUUUGUGUCGUCUUAAGCGUUUGAUUGCCCAUUACCAUCCGCCAGAUAUUUCCCUUGGCUUGUC